AUGCCGACACCAUUAGACCGAGCAAUGAGAUCCAAGCGAAAUCUCCAUCCCCAAGAGUCGGACAGCAGAGACCAGUUGCUCGAGAGGGUGCGGGCGAACUUGAGGAUUCCUAGGAAUUAA
Messenger RNA from Chaetomium globosum CBS 148.51, 120 nucleotides. RefSeq lists its product as uncharacterized. The record is from RefSeq and is a predicted model, not a curated record. Bases 1 to 120 code for a protein of 39 amino acids. Lineage: Eukaryota; Fungi; Ascomycota; Sordariomycetes; Sordariales; Chaetomiaceae. The transcript is spliced from 2 exons.